Messenger RNA from Paramormyrops kingsleyae, 4204 nucleotides. RefSeq names its product sorting nexin 25 (gene snx25). Lineage: Eukaryota; Metazoa; Chordata; Actinopteri; Osteoglossiformes; Mormyridae. The record is from RefSeq and is a predicted model, not a curated record. Gene Ontology annotation, molecular function: phosphatidylinositol binding. Gene Ontology annotation, cellular component: endosome.
UGGCCGACGGCUUUCACGUGCACGGAGGUGAGCUCGGUCCCCUUUGGCUGGGAGUCGGACAGGAAACUCCGGAAUGAGGGGGCGAGCUGCUCCGAGCCAGGCCGAAGAUUGCCGAACGCGCUUCUAGUCAACACCGCUGCUGGGCUACGCUGGAGAACGGUCUAGUUAGAUGCAUGAUGUUUUUUAAAUUAGCUAAACUGCAAAGCAGAAUGCGAAUACUUUAGUUAGAUGUCGAACUAGCGACAUAUAAUACAUUUUAAAUAACAUAAAAGAUAGCGAUUGGAUAGUUGUUUAUUAUACUAGGUUGAUGGUUAACGACCAGAAAAUAAAACGAAAACUAGAUAUGGUUUUUUAUCAAGAAUGACGAAUUAUCUGUAUGAUUUGGAGUGCCGUACAGAAGAAUAGCAAAUAGGAAUUGGGAAUAGUACUAAGGAUAGUAUUGCGAAUUGCAUAAUAUCUUGCCACUUCGCGUUUACUUUAGAAGAUUUGCUCGCUCAUUCCCAAGGGUAAAGGCUGACCAGGUAUUCGCCGGCUGCACGAAAUUGCGCAACUGAAGCAUCACAAAUAAAUGAAUAAAUCUGUCUUUGCGUGCUAAAGAGGCACGAGGCAGCGCAGCAACUCAGGUCCGGGAGGGAAACUGAACUGUGUCACCGGGAUUAGAGUCGGCCGUUUUAAUCAAUUAACGUUGUUUUCAUCGCAGAUAUUCUAAAGUCGUCACUUAAGACCGAAAAAGGAGGGUAAAGCUGUCUUGGUGUCGGUCUUGAGGAAAUGUCCUUAAAAAAAGAAUGCAUCUUGACGGCAGCAGAAGCAGCGGCGGUGCCGGUGACUCGAUGCCCAGCAGCGCUCCCCUCUGCUCUUGCGGACGCAUCUUACCCCCCAUCUGCUCCGGACUGGUUAUAGCUAUACUUUUCCAGUUUAUAGAUGGGGGGCUGACAGUGACAUCUCUUUUUCUCAAGCUUUUCGUUUAUGUGUCAUUCGCACUGCUGUGUUUAUUCGCGGGGGGCGUCUGGUUCUUGGCCAAGAGCAGCCCUCCGAAAAUUAACACCUUUGACACUUGGAAGAGUCACUCGACGCACUUGUUGGACUUAUUAAGUAAAUUAAUGAGACGUCUUACCAUGCAGCUGUCAGAGCCUGUGCCAACACGGAGAGCUGUGAUAUCACACAAUGUGGAUAAAGCCCUCAAAGAAGUGUUUGACUACAGCUACAGGGAUUAUAUCCUGCUUUGGUAUGCACCGCUGAGCCAGGACCAGGAACAACUGUACCAGAUACUUUCUGAGGACUUCUGGGAAAUGACCAGGCAGCUGAGGAAUCGCGUAGCUGACAUCGACAUGGUCAAUGUGGUGUGCAACGACACCGUGAAGGCCCUACAUGCCCACGUCUGUGACCUCAAAGCUGCUAACACCAGGCAGACGGAGUCACCCACGGCCUUCAGCCUGCACCCAUGCCUGCAAAGCCCUGAGGACGAGCUGCAUUUCCUGCGCUGCUGCUCCCGCGUACUCCUGCUGUUCCUGCUGCCCGCGCGUGAUGUCCGCUCCUUCAGCCUGCGCCUAGUGCUGGUCGAGGUCCUCGCCACCAAAGUGCUCAAGCCCUUGGUGGAGGUGCUCAGUGACCCAGAUUACAUCAACCGCAUGCUGCUGGCCCAGUUGGAACUCCGCGAGCAGCUCAGCGAGCACCACAAGAAGGCCUAUACGUAUGCACCCUCGUACGAGGAAUUCAUCAAGCUCAUCAGCGGCAGCUCUGACAUCGACUUCCUCAAGCAGCUGAGGUACCAGAUUGUUGUUGAAAUCAUACAGGCAACAACCAUCAGCAACCUUCCACAGCUGAAGAAGCAGAAGGACAGCAAGGGGAAGGAGACGGCAGCCAUGAAGGCAGACUUGCUAAGAGCGCGCAACAUGAAACGCUACAUCAACCAGCUCACAGUGGCCAAGAAGCAGUGCGAGAAAAGGAUCCGUCUGCUUGGCGGCCCCAACUAUGAGGCUCAGGAAGAUGGGGCAGCUGAAGAAGGCGAUGGACCUCAGAGCCAGAGAAUCUACCAGUUUGAAGAGAUCAUGUCCAACUCCAUGUUCCGGGAGCACUUCCGUAUGUACAUGGAGAGGGUGGACAAGAGAGCCCUCAUUUGCUUCUGGGAGCAAGUGGAGAUGCUAAAGGGCGCCAACAAGACUGAAGUGCCUCAGCUGGUGGGGGAGAUCUACCAGAACUACUUUGUGGAGAGCAGGGACAUCCCUGUGGAGAAGGCCCUGUACAAGGAGAUCCAGCAGACAAUAGUGGGCAACAAGGGUACGGACGUGUUCCACAAGAUCCAGGCCGGGGUCUAUGAGACCAUGAAGGAGCGCUACUACCCGUCCUUCCUGGUGAGCGACCUGUACGAGCGGCUGGUGAAGCGCGAGGAGCAGUACUCCAACUCGCACUCCAGCGGUGAGGACAAGGACGAGAUGUGUCAGGCCAUCGAGACCGGCGAGGAGGCGCUGGACGAGGGAAGCAAGGGCAUCAACGAGCAGGCCAGUUACGCGGCCAGCAAACUGCGGCAGCUCUGCGAGAAGCUGGAGUAUAAGAGGCAGGCCCUAGGGUCCAUCCAGAACGCGCCCAAGCCUGACAAAAAGAUUGUGGCCAAGCUGAAGGAGGAGAUCGGCGCCAUGGAGAAAGAGCACAGUGACCUGAAGCUACACAUCUCCCGCACAGACUGGUGGUGCGAGAACUUAGGCGCAUGGAGGGCCCUCAUCAUCGGGGCAGAGGCCGUGGAGGAGAACGGGGAGCAGAUGCCGUGCUACACAGUGUCAGUGAGCCUGCAGGACGGCAGCAGCGCCGACUCGGUCAACAGCCGCUGGACGGUGACCAGGAAGCUGAGCGAAUUCCAGGUGCUGCACAGGAAGCUGCUGGAGUGUUUCCCAUCACUGAAGAAAAUCCAGCUGCCCUCUCUAAGCAAACUGCCAUUUAAAUCUGUGGACCAGAAGUUCCUGGACAAGUCCAAGAGCCAGCUUAACCCUUUCUUACAGAAAAUGCUGAGCGACGAGCGCAUGUGCCAGAGCGAGGCCCUCUAUGCCUUCCUUAGCCCCUCCCCAGAGCACCUCAAGGUCAUUGACAUCCAGAAGAAGCCCUCCUUCUCUUUGGCCUCCUUCCUGGAGAAGCUGCCUGGAGACUUCUUCUCCCAUCAGGAGGAGGAGACAGACGACGACAGCGACCUGUCGGACUACGGGGAUGAGCUUGACGGGAAAAAGGACGCUUUGGCGGAGCCCUUCUUUAUGCUCGUUGGCGAGAUCUUUGAACUCCGCGGCAUGUUUAAAUGGGUCCGGAAGACACUAAUUGCACUAGUCCAAGUGACCUUUGGACGGACGAUAAACAAGCAGAUUCGAGACACUGUCAGUUGGAUAUUCAGUGAGCAGAUGCUUGUGUAUUACAUCACUAUUUUCCGGGAUGCCUUCUGGCCCAAUGGGAAGCUGGCUCCCCAUAGCAAAGCCCGGUCAGACUCAGAGCGAAGGGCAACCAAAGAGAGAGCCCAGCAGAAACUGCUGGAAAACAUCCCAGAUGCACUUCAAAGCCUGGUUGGACAACAGAAUGCCAGGUAUGGGAUCAUCAAAAUCUUCAAUGCUCUUCAGGAGACCAAAGCCAACAAGCAUCUUCUCUAUGUCCUGUUGGAAAUCAUCGUGAAAGAACUGUGUCCUGAGCUGAAGGAAGAGUUGAGCCAGAUCUGACCGUUUGCACAAUCUGAAUGAGACACUCAGCAAGACCGAUACAGCGACUUGGGCUCUUUGCGAACAGGAAAAAGUGAUGAGCUUCCAUUAUCCUUCGGGGCGUCGUCUGAACUUGCUUAUUCAGUACCCUGAAACAAAGGGGUGGCGUUUUGGUGCACCAGAGUUUUUCCGUUUACAGUUGUUUCUCCACCCCCCCCCUCCGCCCCACGCCCCCAAUCCACUGGUAAGAUAUUGAAGAACUGGCUUAACUGCCACUAUCCAGUGCUGUCAGCCAGAACCGGUUUUGCUUUUGCUGGAUAUACUUUAUCUAUUGUGAAUAGUUGUGAAAUGAUGAGUGUUGUACUGUAAUGAAGUGUAAACAAACCCCUCAAUGGGGUCUCACCUUGUUUAUUGUGACCAUUAAAAGAAAGCUUUACUGUGCAAUACUUAAUGUUAAAUUGUGACCUAUUUUAUUGUUGAUAUAGGAUUUUUUUAUUUAAGUUAUACAUUUAUAAGCAAUAAAUAGCAAAACCAUA